AUGAGUGAGCCAAAGGCCAAGCGUUGGGUUGGAAAAUAUGAGGUUGGAAGAACACUUGGGGAACGUACUUUUGCGAAAGUGAGGUUUGCUCGGGAUUCUGAGACAGGAAAACCCGUGACUCUGAUGAUCCUUGAUAAAGAGAAGGUUCUCAAGCAUAAGUUGGCUGAACAAAUAAAGAGAGAAAUUUCUACUGUGAAGCUGAUAAACCAUCCAAAUGUAGUGCAACUGUAUGAGGUUUUGGCUAGCAAGGCGAAGAUAUAUAUUGUCCUAGAGUUCGUUAGUGGUGGAGAGCUUUUUGACAAAAUUAAAAAUGAUGGGCGCAUGAAAGAAGAGGAAGCACGGAGAUACUUUCAGCAGCUUAUCAAUGCAGUUGAUUACUGCCACAGCAGGGGAAUGUACCACAGAGACUUAAAGCCGGGAAAUUUGCUUCUUGAUGUUCAAGGAAAUUUGAAAGUCUCUGAUUUUGGAUUGAGUGCCUUGUGUCGACAAGUCGAGGGAGAUGGCAUUCGUCAGACCGAAUGUGGAACUCCAAGCUAUGCUGCUCCUGAGGUUCUUAAUGAUCAAGGCUAUGACGGAGCAGCUGCAGACUUGUGGUCCUGUGGAGUGAUACUCUUUGUACUACUUACUGGAUAUUUGCCUUUCGAGGAUUCUAAUCUAAAGAUCUCAUCUGCUGAAUUAAGUUGCCCUUCUUGGCUCUCUCCUGGUGCUAAGAACUUGCUCAUCCGAAUUCUGGAUCCAAAUCCUAUGACGCGGAUCACAAUUCCAGAUAUUUUGGAAGAUGCCUGGUUCAAGAAAGAUUACAAGCCAGCCGUGUUUGAAGAGACGAAAGAAGCAAGUUUGGCUGAUGUUGAAGCUGUUUUUAAAGAUUCCGAAGCUGUGACAGUGAAACUGAGGUCAAAUCCUUGUGUGAUAUGUUCAGGUGGAACUACUUGUGGCGAUGUUCGUUCAAGAACCAAACUGAUGAACGGCUUGAUAGAACGAGGGAGACCUCAGGAGGCUCAUUCCAUUUUCAACACACUUAUUGAGGAAGGCCACAAGCCGAGCAUCAUCACAUACACCACUCUCGUAACCGCAUUGACCCGUCAAAAGCAUUUCCACUCUCUCCUCUCCCUCAUCUCCAAAGUCGAGAAAAACGGCCUCAAACCUGACGCCAUUCUCUUCAACGCCAUCAUCAACGCCUCUUCCGAGUCAGGAAAUCUCAACCAAGCAAUGAAGAUGUUUAGAAAAAUGAAAGAAAGUGGAUGCAAACCCACAGCAAGCACAUUCAACACUCUCAUCAAAGGAUAUGGAAAAAUCGGUAAGCUGGAGGAAUCGUCAAGACUUCUUGAGAUGAUGUUACGUGAAGAGAUGCUCCAACCAAAUGACAGAACAUGUAACAUACUUGUCCAGGCCUGGUGUAACCAGAAGAGGAUUGAAGAAGCAUGGAACAUUGUAUUUAAAAUGCAGUCUUAUGGAGUAAAACCUGAUGUAGUCACGUUUAACACACUGGCAAGAGCGUAUGCACGGGUCGGGUCAACAUGUACAGCUGAGGAUAUGAUCAUCCCAAGAAUGUUACACAACAAAGUCAAACCGAAUGUCCGUACCUGCGGCAUCAUAAUGAAUGGCUACUGUGAAGAGGGCAACAUGGAAGAAGCUUUGAGGUUCUUCUAUAGAAUGAAAGAACUUGGAGUCCAUCCAAAUCUCUUUGUUUUUAACUCUCUAAUCAAAGGCUUCCUUGAGAUCAACGACAUGGAUGGAGUUGGCGAGGUAGUGGACCUGAUGGAAGAUUUCGGAGUAAAACCUGAUGUGGUAACAUUUAGCACUCUAAUGAAUGCAUGGAGCUCUGUAGGAGAUAUGAAAAGAUGCGAAGAGAUCUACGGAGAUAUGUUGGAAGGAGGAAUAGAUCCAGACAUUCAUGCAUUUAGCAUCCUUGCCAAAGGGUAUGCUCGAGCUGGAGAUCCCGAAAAGGCUGAGCAAAUCUUGAAUCAGAUGAGGAAAUUCGGCGUUCGUCCAAACGUGGUGAUCUACACAACGAUCAUAAGCGGCUGGUGCAGCGCGGGUGAGAUGAAGAAAGCGUUGCAGGUGUAUAACAGGAUGUGUGGAAUCGUUGGUUUAUCGCCUAACUUGACUACUUACGAGACUCUUAUUUGGGGGUUCGGGGAAGCGAAGCAGCCAUGGAAAGCGGAAGAGCUUCUGAAAGAUAUGGAAGAGAAGAAUGUUGUUCCCACGAGGAAGACUAUGCAACUCAUAGCUGAUGGAUGGAAAGCGAUUGGUGUUUCUAAUAACAGUGAUGCCAAUAAUACAUUUGGCUCUUCUUUCUCAACUUCCUCCAGACUCAAUAUCCCGAAUCAUAUCGUCCCGAUGAGAAGUCCGUUGUUUUUGAAGGGAAUGCCUGAGAAACCAAAGCUAUGCAUCAAGUCUAAGUUUGGUUUGAGGCAGAGUGUGUUGUUGGUGGUGUGCAGAGAGACCAGAUUGGGGAAGGUGGGAGAUUUUGCAAAUUCGUGUAGACUUGUUUUGCUUUAG
Molecule: messenger RNA, 2502 nt
Organism: Microthlaspi erraticum
Lineage: Eukaryota; Viridiplantae; Streptophyta; Magnoliopsida; Brassicales; Brassicaceae
Source: the annotation of a GenBank genome assembly